GCGCUCCUUGCGAUCGGAGAGGAUUGGCACAACUGGCACCACGUCUUCCCGUACGACUACGCCGCCAGCGAGUUUGGCAUCGCGUCGCAGUACAACCCGACCAAGCUCUUCAUUGACAUUUGCGCCUACGUCGGCCUUGUCACGAACCGGAAGCGCGCGCUCAAGGCGUGGGAGGCGCGGCGUGCGAAGCGCGAGACCGUCGACGCGUUCGACAUCCCGGACGGCUACGAGCUCAAGGAGGGCGAGUGCGAGGACGCGGCGCCCAAGGCCAAGGCCGCGUAA
Messenger RNA from Saprolegnia parasitica CBS 223.65, 282 nucleotides. RefSeq lists its product as hypothetical. The record is from RefSeq and is a predicted model, not a curated record. The transcript has a single exon. The annotation marks the transcript as partial. Lineage: Eukaryota; Oomycota; Saprolegniomycetes; Saprolegniales; Saprolegniaceae. Gene Ontology annotation, molecular function: oxidoreductase activity, acting on paired donors, with oxidation of a pair of donors resulting in the reduction of molecular oxygen to two molecules of water.